Molecule: messenger RNA, 756 nt
Organism: Aspergillus sclerotioniger CBS 115572
Lineage: Eukaryota; Fungi; Ascomycota; Eurotiomycetes; Eurotiales; Aspergillaceae
Exons: 3
Coding region: 233-691 (152 amino acids)
Source: RefSeq, a predicted model, not a curated record
CAGUUACGCAAUCAAUUCCAUAUUUUCUCAGCCUUGCCGUAGGGCUGGACGUCACUGGCUCCGUCUCAACACUUCCUUUCGUGCGACCGUCGACGAGUGAAUCAUCAUGCUCCAACAAGGUACCUCCUCGCAGUCCCAUCAGCAACAUGGUGGGUAAACCACCAGAGUGGAAAAUAGCCCCGAGAACUUGAUAGCGAGACCUUGUCACUCCGAUGUUGGCAGCAGGCAGCAGAUGGUCUGGAAAGCGACUAGUCCGGAUGGGGCGACCGGCACUUUGGACCCCCGCUGGACUUUCACUUCUCCUCUCCAUCCGCAACCCCUCUCCAUCCUUUCAAUCUCCCAACUGCCAAGCUAUUCGGCCCGUGAGGCAUGUCUUUCGUUGGUCGGGAGUAAGGGAGGAUCGGGCGGAUCCACCGGCCCUUCCCAAAAUAUCGUGACAGGUCACAGGACACGGCUGGACACAAGUGACAACAGAGUAUCGAGCACCCGGGCGCUAUUGGAAGAGCUUCUGUACCUGUGGGUACCUCGAUUGCCACUUAUGGAGAUUACACAGCCUUGCGGAAUCGGGGGACGCGAGCGGAGUUGGAAAGUCCGCAGACAUUGUCCUGGGAUUGUAGAUUCUUUGCGGAAUGGUCUGACUAGUCGGCUUGGGGAACAAGCGGAACCCAGGAUCCUAGCACCGGCCACUUGAACCUGGAAUCAGGGCCCCUAUCCCUCGGGCAAAUGGAUCAGAUAAGGCAUGCGAGUUCCAGACUA